Molecule: messenger RNA, 1317 nt
Organism: Lactuca virosa
Lineage: Eukaryota; Viridiplantae; Streptophyta; Magnoliopsida; Asterales; Asteraceae
Source: the annotation of a GenBank genome assembly
AUGUUUUUUAAUCGAACUCUCAUUCGCCAUUAUCACAAACAGAGACCUCACAAGCCUACCAAGGCUCUCCUCCGAAAACGGAUACCUUUCGUCACUGACCUCAAAGACAUUCAAAGCCCAGAUGAAGCUCUCGCUCUCUUCCGCGAUUACUGCGAAACUGGCGGUUUUAAGCACGACUACCCUUCUUAUUCUUCCCUCAUUUACAAACUUGCACGUAGAAGAAACUACGAAGCAGUCGAAACCCUUCUUCAACAACUCCAGCACUAUAACGUUAAAUGUAAAGAAGCUUUGUUCAUCGGAUUAAUUCAGCAUUACGGAAAGUCUGGUUUGCCUGACAAAGCCAUCGAAUUGUUUCGGAAAAUGCCGUCGUUUGAUUGCUACCGUUCAUUACAGUCGUUAAAUACAAUUCUCAAUACAUUGCUUGAGAAUGGAAGGUUUAAUGAUGCGGAUGGGAUGUUCAAGUCUUGCUCCAAAAUGGGAUUUCGACCAAAUGCGGUGACAUUUAAUAUCAUGAUCAAGGGGUGGCUUGCAAAGGGCGAGUGGGAUGAAGCACGUAAGGUGUUCGAUGAAAUGCAUGAGAGAGAGGUCGAACCUACAGUUGUAACUUACAAUUGUCAAAUCGGAUUUUGGAGUAAAAGGGGCAAGUUUUCCGAGGCUAAGACUUUGUUUGAUGAAAUUAUUAGAAAAGGGAAAAAACCAAAUGCUAUAUCAUAUGCCUUAUUAAUGGAGUGUUUGUGCUCACAAGAAAAGUUCAAGGAAGCGAAAAAGAUGAUGUUUGAUAUGGAAUACCAAGGAUGCAAAACACGGCUUGUGAAUUACGGAAUCUUGAUGAACGAUCUUGCUAAAAGGGGAAACUUUAAUGAAGCUAAAUCUUUACUUCUUGAAAUGAAGAAAAGGCGAAUCAAGCCAGAUGUUGUAAUGUACAACAUAUUGAUCAAUUACCUAUGUAAGGAAAGUAAAGUUGGGGAAGCUUACAAGAUCUUGGUUGAGAUGCAGGUUGAUGGGUUUGAGCCAAAUGCAGCCACGUAUAGAAUGAUAGUUGAUGGUUUUUGUAGAAAUGGAGAAUUUGAUGAGGGGUUGAAGGUUUUAAACGCUAUGAUGAUGAGUAAUCAUUGUGCGCGUGUGGAAACGUUUUGUUGUUUGGUUGUUGGGUUGAUUAAGAAUGGGAAGAUGGAAGAUGGUUGGUUUGUUAUGGAGGAGAUGGUGAAAAGACGAAUGUGCCCUGAUCUGGGGUCUUGGGAAGCAUUGGUUGCAAGCACUUGCGGUGGGGAUAAAAGUGGGCAUGUGAUUGUCACCGACUUGGUUUCAGCAAGCUGA